GGGAGUUUUGUACGACUGUACUCUUUUUUCCUCGUCAUGGUUUUUAUCCCACAGGAUUUUUCUAUGAUAAGGUUUUUAAUGAGGCAGUCUAAAUUAUAAAUAUCUUAUGUAUAAUUAUUAGAGGUCCAAGGGGGAGUAUUAUAAAUAUGUGGACCUUCUAAUUGUCCAAUAAGAUUAACUCCUUAAUGAUGAAGGAGUUACCUCUCCUUUCCUAUAAAUAUGUAGUACACCUCCUUGUUAAUGUUACACACAAAAACCUCAUAAGGAGGCGAACUCCAUUGGAAAGCUACGGGUGGUUCUUGGCAGAUUGGUGCGUGAUGUGGUUCUAUCAAGGGGACAUUCUACGACUUCCACAAGCUCAACACGGACUUGUGGCUGACUAUUACAUCUUCGAUCCGGACUCACCCGAGAUCUUUGAUGGAAUCCUAUACUUAUUGGUUGGUUACGUCUAUUUGUCGGGUUGUAAAAAACUAUUGAAGCAUCAAUACAUUUAUCGUUAUUAAAAAAAUAUAUAUAAUAAAUUUCCAAAGCGCAUUUAACGGAGGGUUUCCAUUCCCUUUGAACAACUUUGUUAAAUGGCGACACACAACCUUCUCUCAAUCUCAAUCUCCCCCUCCACCCACCGGAGACCUUUCCAUCUCGUCGCCCGAUCCCACCGGAGAAUUCGCCGAAAACCUCCGGAUAACGCCAUGUCCGCCGCAGUUUCCUUGUCGGAGCUCCCUCUCCGGCGGGACCCAGACGAUAGUCCGCUUUUAGAUUCUAGAAUUAGUGUUGGGGAAGGAGACAUGUUGACAGCAGAUGUGGAAGAAGAUAGAGACAUUUCUAUUAGAACUCAGCCAUGAAAAAGCCGAUUUUCCAGCAGCAGAAUGAAAUUUUUUGGGGUUGAACUGUCGCCCGAUAAUGUUGCCGUGGCCAUGGUCUAUUUCGUUCAAGGUGUUUUAGGCCUUUCGAGGCUGUCUGUUAGCUUUUAUUUAAAGGAUGAUUUGCAUCUUGAUCCUGCAGAGACAGCUGUGAUAUCGGGUUUCUCUUCGUUACCAUGGCUUGUAAAGCCUGUCUAUGGGUUCAUCAGCGACUCUCUGCCACUAUUUGGAUACCGAAGGAGAUCAUAUUUAGUUCUAUCGGGGCUUCUCGGCGCUCUUUCGUGGAGUUUGAUGGCUGGACUCGUUGACAGCAAAUAUAGUGCUGCAUUUUGCAUACUUCUCGGUUCCCUUUCUGUUGCGUUUUCUGGUGUUGUAGUAGACUCGAUGGUGGUAGAACAAGCUCGUGGUGAGUCGCAAAGCGUGUCGGGAUCUCUCCAAUCCUUAUGCUGGGGUUCCUCAGCUUUCGGUGGAAUUGUGAGCUCCUACUUUAGUGGCUCCCUGGUGGAUUCCUAUGGUGUAAGGUUUGUUUUUGAGGUGACUGCCUUACUACCUCUGAUAACUUCAACAGUGGCUGUUCUUGUGAACGAACAGCGUGUGGUCAGGCCAGCAGCAAGACAGAACAAAACCUGGACGAGUCCUCUCUCUCUUCAAAGCCCGAAGCAGCACAUUAUUCAGCUAUGGGGUGCCAUUAAGCAACCGAAUGUUUUUCUUCCGACCCUUUUUAUUUUCUUAUGGCAAGCCACACCCCAAUCAGAUUCUGCAAUGUUUUACUUCACGACGAACAAACUCGGGUUUACUCCGGAGUUUCUGGGACGGGUGAAGCUCGUGACGUCUAUAGCCUCCUUGCUUGGGGUUGGGCUGUACAAUGGAUUCCUCAAGACUGUACCGCUGAGAAAAAAAUUUCUUGUGACAACAAUUAUUGGCACAGGUCUUGGAAUGACUCAGGUUGGUCCGAACAUGAACAGCCAGCCAUCUUUCUCUAACCAUAUCCCGAGUCCUGAUGAGCGACUCCCGAUCUGCUAUUAUGGCGUAUGCAGGUUUUCCUUGUCACAGGUCUUAACAUGCAGAUGGGGAUAAGCGAUGAGUGGUUUGCCAUUGGAGACUCUCUGAUUCUUACAGUUCUUG
This is a messenger RNA of Tarenaya hassleriana, 1985 nucleotides long. Its product is annotated as folate-biopterin transporter 1, chloroplastic. The coding region runs from base 867 to 1937 and encodes 356 amino acids. The transcript has 8 exons. Lineage: Eukaryota; Viridiplantae; Streptophyta; Magnoliopsida; Brassicales; Cleomaceae. Gene Ontology annotation, cellular component: membrane. The record is from RefSeq and is a predicted model, not a curated record.